This is a messenger RNA of Effrenium voratum, 1200 nucleotides long. NCBI's taxonomy places the organism in Eukaryota, Dinophyceae, Suessiales, Symbiodiniaceae. The record is from the annotation of a GenBank genome assembly.
AUGGCUGACUCGUGCUUUGCAGAGUCCUACGAGGAGGCGCGGGGGAAGUUCCUGGCGGCGGCGGCGGAGGCGGGGGCGGAGGUGGUGACGCUGCCAGUGACGGAGGAUGCGGAGGGGAAGUAUUUCAUGGACAUCGCAGUCCUGACUCCGUCGCCCUCCAGCACGCCGACGGCGCUGGCGGUGGUUUCGAGCGGCACCCAUGGGGUGGAGGGCUACGCGGGCAGCGCCAUACAGAUCGAUCUGCUGCGGAGGUGGAAGGCCGGCGGAUGCGUGCCUAGCCACGUGACCACUGUCCUGGUCCACGCCGUGAACCCCUACGGCAUGGCGCACUUCCGGCGCUUCAACGAGAACAAUGUGGACCUGAAUAGAAACUGCCUGCAGCCUGACCAGUUCGAGAAGCUGAAGGAGGACCGCAUCGCGAGCAUCUACGGGUCCUUCGACCCCCUCUUCAACCCCACGGAGGAGCCGGGCGUCUUCUACCGCAACGUAGGUGUGUGGUUCCGGAUGGCCUACUACGUGGCCAGCUACGGCAUCGGCUACAUCAAGACGGCCAUGGUGGCUGCGACCUACUCCCAGGAGAAGGGCAUCUUCUACGGGGGCAAGAAGCUGGAGAAGUCUCAUGUGCUCCUCCGGGACUUCUUUCAGCGCUUCGCAGAGGUGGAAGCGCGGAAGGUGGCGUGGGUGGAUGUGCACACGGGACUGGGGCCAACAGGUGUCGACGUGUUGCUGGGCAGCGGCAAGGACUAUCCCAAGCUGCAGGAGCUGUUCCCGAAGAUUGCGGGGGAGUCUGACGGCCCUCAGAACUCCUUCGGCCUCACAGUGGAUGAGGUGCUGAAACGGCGCUGCGGGGAAGGCGCCGAGCUCGAAAUGAACGGCGCCCACUUCAGCGCCUCCCAGUCCGCGGGCUACGAGUUCUCCGUUGGCAUCCUCUCGAGUGACUGGGUGACCACCUUCUUCGCCAAGAACUCCGGGCAAGUGCUCCAGGUGGCCCAAGAGUUUGGGACCUUGGGCAACCUGUCGGUGGCGAGGGCGCUGAUGCUGGAGAACUACGGCUGGAAUCACGAUCGGCAGAACCACGACUUCUGGCGCACUUACACGCGCGACGCGUUCUACGUGCGCACAGGAGACUGGAAGGCGCGGGUGCUGCGGCGCGGGGACGAAGUCUUCCGGAAGCUCAGCGCCGCCAUUCCCAGCGCCUGA